ACUGUAAAAGAUGGGCUCUGAGAAACGGUUUGCUGCUGCAAGUCUACCUGACGAUCUACUGGUGGAAAUUCUCUGCCGGGUGCCGUUCAAGUCUUUUUGUCGCUUCAAAUGUGUCUGCAAGGCCUGGCUUGCCUUCUCCUCUGAUCCACACUACCGCCGGAAGCUGCCGAAAACUCCCACAGGCUAUACACCAAGGUGGAUACAUGACUGGUAUUCAGCUUGUUAGCCUGUCCCCAAACAAUGAGGAAAUCAAUGGUGCUCUUACAUACUUGCCGGGCUACAAGCAUUUAGAAAUUGUGGACUGUUGCAAUGGCCUAGUCCUUUGUAAGAGCGGGAGAUAUCUUCCUGUUCCCGAAUAUACUUGCCGCUUCAUUGUGUGCAACCCGGCAACACGAGAGUGGAGAUAUCUUCCUGUUCCUGAAUCUCAACGUCACCCGUGUGGCGCAAAUGCUGGCUGCUAUACAACUAUAUUGGCCUUUGAUCCAUCAUGGUCAGCACAGUCAUUCUAUGUCUUUAACUUUCGGGAGAAUUUCAAAAAUAUUUUUGUAUAUGGUAUCAGCAGACUUGAGGUGUUCUCAUCUGACCUAUCUACGUGGCUUGUGGACGAUGCAUGGAGUUGGGAUCGGGAGAUAGUGGUCAGUAAACCACACAAUUUCAUAGGUGGAGCGUUGCAUGUGCAGACCAGAAGUGGUGAGAUUCUUGUGGUCGAUGGUUUGAACAGAAUGAGUUCUGGUAUACCACCCAAUAAACUUACUAUCAAGUUACCGCAUGACCAUUGCCGUCUCUUGGAUGGUUGCUUUGGCCAAUCAUCGAGGUCCUUGUUGUGUGCAUGGCCGGAGGAAUGUGGACGCACGGUUGCAGUGUUCAGUCUUGAUGCUAACCUUCCUUGCAAGUGGUCCCUGAAGCAUCGUCUUACUAUGCCUGAUGCAUUUGGAAGGGACAACAUUAUUGGAUUCUGUGAUGAUGGGUUUCAGAUCUUGCAGUGCAGUUAUCGCAUUUUUGCUCUCGACUCUGAAAGAGAGGUGCUUUUUUCAUACAACAUCAACACCAUGAAAAGGAAUGUCCAGAUUGCCGGCUUAGCAGCGAUAUACUGGACGAUAUGGAAGCUUCGCAAUAGAGCUUGCUUUGAUAUGAAAUUGAUCAAAUCCCCUGGUCUCCAUAAUGAUGCUGAUGAAAGUAAUAUCAAAGCUGGGACUGAAAAGCUGCUUCAGCUGGCGACCGCGACGACUACUUCUUCUUCAGCUGCUGGAAGGAGGACUGGGCGAAGAACCCUAACAAUCACCGCCGCUACGACAACUAAUCCUGAGGAGAAUGAGAUGGAGACAAAUGAUGCUGGAAAUUGA
Messenger RNA from Lolium perenne, 1343 nucleotides. NCBI's taxonomy places the organism in Eukaryota, Viridiplantae, Streptophyta, Magnoliopsida, Poales, Poaceae. The record is from RefSeq and is a predicted model, not a curated record.